Molecule: messenger RNA, 1381 nt
Organism: Falco peregrinus (peregrine falcon)
Lineage: Eukaryota; Metazoa; Chordata; Aves; Falconiformes; Falconidae
Gene: KCNE2
Product: potassium voltage-gated channel subfamily E regulatory subunit 2
Exons: 1
Coding region: 772-1149 (125 amino acids)
Biological process (GO): ventricular cardiac muscle cell action potential; negative regulation of delayed rectifier potassium channel activity; membrane repolarization during action potential
Cellular component (GO): membrane
Molecular function (GO): delayed rectifier potassium channel activity; potassium channel regulator activity; voltage-gated potassium channel activity involved in ventricular cardiac muscle cell action potential repolarization
Source: RefSeq, a predicted model, not a curated record
UUGCCCCUGAGCAGGACUAAGCUCUGUGGCAGGAGUGAGCUGGAGGGUCAUGUCUCCUGUGGGAUGGAGAUCUGAUUCAUGUUUUUCUGAACAACAGGUGGGUUUGACUGUGGCAUGCUUUGGGGUAGCUGGCCCUAAUGACCAAUGAGGCUAUUCCAGGUAUGGGGGUUCUGCCUCCUUCUCCCUCCCCAGUCUAUCAGGCUACCAUUUAGGAGUUAGCUGUCUGGCUGUUACGCUCCCACAGAUUCAUUUGCGCUUGCAUGGGUACCACAGCCUUCACACCAGAUGUAAUGUCUGAGACCAAAUGGGAAAGGGUGUCAGGUCACCUCCAUCCCUAAGAGAUCCUGGGCAGCUGGCUGGAGUGCCACUGUGCCAGCUCUUACAGGAUCCGAUAUGUACUUUGUAUUCUUCUGGUCAAAAUGCUUCUUCACUUGGUGUUUUGCCUCAGUAGGGAAGGCAGUGUGCCUUGACCUCUGUAAUGUGGGUCAUGGGAGCCCAUGCUCACUGGUCUUCACCAAGGUAUACUUGGCUUCCCAAAGACUGAAAGUGACAUGAGUGAGGACAGGAGUAAGGCUUCCCUGGGUCUCUGAACAUAUUGAACCACUCAGAGACGGGGAUUCUCAGCUGAUCUAAAAUUGUUACUGCACUUUCAAGUGGCAGGUGGCAGGUGUUAUUAGUUAAUUGUCAUAAUGCAGGCAAAAGAAAUCAAUGUAACUGUAUAGGUAUUUGAUUAAAGUAUCAUGUUGUCUUUAGUAGCUGUAACUCACAAGGAUGGCUGAAAUACAAAACUUCACUUGGGCAGUGGAAGAUAUUUUCAAGGAAACCUUUCUCACUUACAUGAAUGGCUGGAGGAAAAACAUGACGGAAGCAGCAGAUAAAUUGCAAGCCAAGGUUGAUGCUGAAAACUUUGACUAUGUUAUCCUUUAUUUGAUGGUGAUGAUUGGGAUGUUCUCCUUCAUCAUUGUGGCGAUCUUGGUGAGUACUGUGAAAUCAAAGAGGCGAGAGCACUCCAAUGACCCCUAUCAUCAGUACAUUGUUGAGGACUGGGGUGAGAAGUACAAAACCCAGGUUCUGAAUCGAGACGAUCUCAAGUGUGUGAUCCAUGAAAAUUUGGGUGCAAGGGACAAAACAACCCCUGGAUCACCUUGACUUUUUGGAAACACCAGCAAAAAGGACAUCAUAAAGCCACGUGCAGGGAACUCACUGGAAUUCCAAAUAGCUGUGAAACUGUUCAUUACAUUAACAGACAGGUCAAUGCAGAAUGGGGUGCUGAAGAAAUCAACAUUACUGUUUCCCAUGAAGACUUUGGCACAGCUGCUCAGGGAACACCCCAAAAAAUUGCAUUAUUGUGUUUUGCUUUGAUAUUCUGUUCUUCAGGAAA